AAAAAUAUAAGCCGGGACAACCCCACCGAGAAAAGCCGGCAACAACUCGCCCGAAAAUCGGGGAGAUCCGUCCCGCUCCGGUUACUGAGUGUAUCCGCUCCGCGCCCGAGCUCUGCCCCUUUCAGUGUGAGCUCCAGAACGAGAUUGAGGACAGGUUCAGGUUCAUGUGUUGAGCAUCAAAGCCUCAUAAUGUCUGCCCCAUCAACACCAAAGAUUGUGCUGAAAAGCACAACCAAGAUGUCACUGAACGAGCGCUUUACCAACAUGCUGAAGAACAAACAGCCUCCAACGGUGAGCAUUCGAGCAACGAUGCAGCAGCAGCAACUGGCAAGUGCCAGAAACCGCCGUUUGGCGCAGCAAAUGGAGAACAGGCCCUCUGUCCAAGCUGCUCUCAAGUUGAAGCAGAAGAGUCUGAAACAGCGUCUAGGUAAGAGCAACAUCCAAGCACGAUUGGGGCGACCAGUGGGAACUUUGGCCCGAGGACCAAUUAUUGGUCGGGGAUCACCAAGAGGAGGCGUGCGUCUUGGCCGUGGUGGACGUGGAGGUGCGAGAGGAGGGCUUCCUCUUCGAGGUCAGGGUCCAAACCGAGGACGUGGUGGAGUUCCACGAUUAGGAUUAAAACGUGGUGGAAUGAGAGGUCGAGGAGGCCUGGGCCGAGGAGGUCCACCUGGACGAGGAGGUAUCAGUGGCAGAGGUCGUGGAGGAAUAGUGGGCCGUGGUCGGGGUGGCUUCCCAGGUCGUGGGAGGGGUCGGGGUCGAGGAAGAGGAGCAACUCGUCCCCCACUGACCCGUGAGCAGCUAGACAAUCAACUGGAUGCAUACAUGUCGAAGACAAAGGGCCACCUUGAUGCUGAGCUUGAUGCAUACAUGGCACAAGCUGAUGGCGAAGCGAAUGAUUAGCAACGUUCAAUUGAGAGAUGCUAGUAUUACAGAUAGUAUCAGGACUUGAAUUUGAGAAUCUAGCAAAACGAUCCAAGAAACAGAAAGAGGACCUUUCGGAAAAUGAUAUAAGCUGUAUUUGAACUGACAGAUGGUCGGAUGUCAAAGGUUUUGCUUUUUGAUUCCUUUCCUUUGACCUUUUUACAUUUUGAGAAGUUCAUGGUUCUGUUUGGAAAUCCCUCUGUUCUUUUCGAUUGUGUAAUGAUCAUGACACUGUAUAAAGUUUAUUCUCUUUCCUUAGAGACUGAGGAUAUUGUAGUUUCUAAGGUUGUUUUUACUGUGUUAAAACCUUCCUGUCCCUUGUUUUUAGAGUGGAGACUACAUUAAC
Hemiscyllium ocellatum (epaulette shark) is the source of this 1267-nucleotide messenger RNA. RefSeq names its product chromatin target of PRMT1a (gene chtopa). Lineage: Eukaryota; Metazoa; Chordata; Chondrichthyes; Orectolobiformes; Hemiscylliidae. The transcript has 6 exons. The record is from RefSeq and is a predicted model, not a curated record. Bases 190 to 900 code for a protein of 236 amino acids.